AUGGAGUUCAACCCAACCAAGUCGAUCGUCACCAACGAGGAUUGCGACAUACACUUUUGGCACCAAGGCCAAGGACCGCUCAUUGUUUUUAUCCCCGGAGGCAACGGUCAUGGACGCCAAUACAAUCCUAUCAUCACUACACUAUCAGACAAGUACACCUGCGCCACGUUCGACCGGCGCCAAAUGUCUGCUAGCCAAGCAAAAGUGAACAAAAGAUUUAACCCUCCGCAACAAGCACGUGACAUUCGUGCUAUCAUUCAAACUCUUGGCUUUGACAAGGCCAUCCUCUUUGGGAGCAGUGCGGGAGGCAUCCUUGCGUUUCAGUUCGCAAUCGAUUUUCCCGACAUGGUCGACCACAUCAUUUCCCACGAGGCCCCGACCUUCACCUUAUUGCCGAAUGCCACCGAGGUCUUUGAGUUUCUGUAUGACUGCCUCGAGUUGUACGAGAGUUCCGGUAUUCAAGCUGCAGAGAAGCGUUUCGGCUCAAAACUUAUCGGGUAUUCCGAUGAAGGGGUGCUGAAGCCCGUAUCGCCAGAGCCAGUUAACCCAGAGAACUUCUGGGCUAACGAGUUCACCAUCCUUCUAGGUUAUCUGCCAAGUCUGUACCGCAUAAAGGAGAACAAGACCAGCAUCGGGCUUAUGAGAGGUACGAGAAGUAGGGACGCUUGGUAUGCGCAGGCGGUGGAUGAGCAGGAGAAGAUCUUGGAGUGUCCUCGACUCAAUGUUCCAGGGGCCCAUGAAGGUUUCCAGGUCGAAUUGGAGGCGUUUCUUCCUUACUUCUUCCAGCUUCUGGAUGCUCUCGAAGAGAAAAAGUCCAAGAAUUUGUAA
This is a messenger RNA of Colletotrichum spaethianum, 828 nucleotides long. Its product is annotated as putative hydrolase nit2. The coding region runs from base 1 to 828 and encodes 275 amino acids. NCBI's taxonomy places the organism in Eukaryota, Fungi, Ascomycota, Sordariomycetes, Glomerellales, Glomerellaceae. The transcript has a single exon. The record is from RefSeq and is a predicted model, not a curated record.